AUGCUGUUCUGCCAUUCCCAGCCUGAGUCCCACCACCAGCACUCGACUAGUUACAUUAGAGAGGCCUUGGCACCGUUCUUGAAAAGCGAAGAGGCCAGGCUUAUGGCUGAAUGCGGUGCCAAGAGGAGCCCGGUCCAGUACGUUCUGUGUGCAGCCACCUCGCCGGCUGUGAAGCAGCAGGAGGACAGUCUCACUUAUCUCAAUCAAGGUCAGUCCUACGAAAUCCGUAUGCUUAACAGAAAACUAGUGGAGUAUACAGAUAUAAGCAGCAAAUAUGUGAAGAGCAUUGUGCGCGUGGUGUUUCAUGACCGCCGACUGCAGUAUAUGGAGCACCAGGAGCUGGAGGGAUGGAGGUGGAACCGACCUGGAGACCGAAUCCUGGAUAUAGAUUUACCAUUGUCAGUGGGGAUACUGGAGCCCCGUACACACCCUCUGCAUCUCAACACCAUUGAGUUCCUCUGGGAUCCUGUCAAGAACGCUUCUGUUUUCAUCCAGGUCAACUGCAUCAGCACUGAGUUCACCCCCAGGAAGCACGGUGGGGAGAAAGGAGUGCCCUUUCGUAUCCAGCUGGACACAUUCAGCACCAAUGAACACGGGGAAUACCUGGAGCAUGUCCAUUCUUCUGGCUGCCAGGUCAAAGUCUUCAAGCCUAAAGGAGCUGAUCGCAAACUGAAGACAGACAGGGAAAAGAUAGCUAAAAAGGUCCCUCAAGACAGAGAGAAGUAUCAACUGUCCCAUGAGAACACUUUGCUCAAAGAGUGUUCUCCUUGGCCCGAUGCACUGAAUCACAGCAGCAGCAGCAGCACUCCGUCACCAGUUUACCACAGCUCCCCAACCUUCUGUGGUUUCACAGAUGGCAACUGUUCUCCAAACCAGCAAGGGGAGCUACUCGUGCCCGGCUGCUCUGAUCACCUUCUGCCAUCGUCCUCGCCGCAGGACACUCAGCAGUGGCUGCACCGCUACAGGUUCUCCCCGUUCUCAAGGCUCUUUUACAGCUUCUCGGGUGCUGAUCUGUUGAGGAUGAGCAGGGAGGAUCUGAUCCAGAUCUGCGGUCCAGCAGAUGGUAUUCGCCUCUUUAACACUGUGAAAGGAAGGUGUAUACAGCCCCGUCUUACCAUCUAUGUGUGUCAGCAGCAGACCAGUCAUCAACCUGCCAACAAGCCAUGUGGUGGAGACAUCUAUCAAGCUCUGUACCUGGAGGAGCUGACACUGUUGGACCUCUCAGAAAAGAUCUCUAUGCUGUACAGCAUCACUCCGCAGCAAAUUACACAUAUCUACAGACAGAAACCCAGCAGGAUCCACGUCUUAGUCUCUGACGAGAUGGUGCAGAACUUCAGGGAGGAAACAAGCUUCAUCCUCAGCAUUAUAAGAGAUGAAUACACUGAUGGCUACCACGUUGUGCUGAAAUGACCAAUUGGUACUCAAGAGAUUCAACUUCUCCUCAGAGAAUCAGUGGAAUUGUACAAUUUGUAUGAUAUCGAACAAAAAGUUCAGAAAUUAGGUGUGUGGUGGAUUAUUUCUCUGUUGCAACAAUGCUUCUUGGCAAUUCAAUUCAAUUAAGUUUAUUUUGU
Molecule: messenger RNA, 1571 nt
Organism: Cyclopterus lumpus (lumpfish)
Lineage: Eukaryota; Metazoa; Chordata; Actinopteri; Perciformes; Cyclopteridae
Gene: tfcp2l1
Product: transcription factor CP2-like 1
Exons: 15
Coding region: 1-1410 (469 amino acids)
Biological process (GO): regulation of transcription by RNA polymerase II
Cellular component (GO): nucleus
Molecular function (GO): RNA polymerase II cis-regulatory region sequence-specific DNA binding; DNA-binding transcription activator activity, RNA polymerase II-specific
Source: RefSeq, a predicted model, not a curated record